AUGUCCGUAGCAGAACAAUUACUGCGUGGAUGUGUAAAUAAAAGUAGUGAUAAUGCUGAGGCUUAUUUGCUUUUAGCACAGAUACUCGUGCAGAAAAAUGAAUUGGAUGAGGCUGACAAAUUAUUAGAUAUAGGACUAGGAUUUAACUUUCGUGUGCGUGAACAUCCUCUUUAUUUUUUAACUAAAGCUCGAUUAGAAAAACGUGCAAAUCGUGUAGACCAGUCGAUAGAACAAUUACGAAAUGCUUUGGAUUUAUUUGCUAAAAAAGAAUCAGAACUUGAAUUAGCUGAAGCUGAAAGGAUUGCAAUUACUCUCGAAUUAAUAGAUUCACUACAAACAGCCAAUAGAAUUGAAGAAGCAGAUUCUUGUAUGUUAGAAGCAGCUGAGCGUUAUAAAGGCAAACCUUUAGAAGAACAACAACUUGUUUUAAUGAAUGCUCAACUUAGAUUACAGAGAGGAAAUGUUGAUGGGGCUAUAAAAGUAUUACAAGCAGUCAAGCCUGAUCAACCAAAUUAUCGUGCCGCGCGUAUAAAAAUGGCACAGAUUUAUUUGGAAGAAAAGCAUGAUAAACACCGUUUUGCUCUUUGUUACAGAGAUUUACUAGAGCAAGAUACUAGUCCCCAAAUUUACGAAUUACUUGGAGAUGCUUAUAUUUCAAUUCAAGAGCCUGAACUUGCUAUUGACGCUUAUGAGACAGCAAUGCGUCGAGCGCCAAAAGAUUAUCAAUUAGCGGAGAAAAUAGGAAAUGCUUAUGUAAAAUGUCAUCUUUACAAUAAGGCAAUUACUUUCUAUGAAACAGCAAUGAAAAGUAGUGGAAGGCAAAAAAUUUUACGAAUUAGUUUCGCUGAGCAGCUAUUUCAAAUGGGCAAUUUUGAUAAAUGUAAACGUGUUUUAAAAGAAGUACUCGAUGCAGAAACUGAUCCAAGUGAUAUUCAAACAAUUCGAGAACACGUUUCUUAUUGGAUGCUUAUUUCCCGUCUACAUAUGGAAACGAGUGAAUGGGAUCAGGCAUGCCGGGAUUUGUUGAAAGCACGCCAACUGCAAUUAAGAAUUGUUGGAAACGGUGGUAGAGAAGGAUUAAAUAUUGCUGAAGAGAAGAAAUUGGCUGCUUUGUUUGUUUUUAAAAUUAUAAAGGGAUAUGUAGUAUGGUUCCCGACUUUACGUCAUCCCAUUUUGUGUGAUGCCGAAAAUAAUACUUGA
Molecule: messenger RNA, 1200 nt
Organism: Meloidogyne enterolobii
Lineage: Eukaryota; Metazoa; Nematoda; Chromadorea; Rhabditida; Meloidogynidae
Source: the annotation of a GenBank genome assembly